Messenger RNA from Nematolebias whitei (Rio pearlfish), 1827 nucleotides. RefSeq names its product RAD54 homolog B (gene rad54b). Gene Ontology annotation, biological process: double-strand break repair via homologous recombination; reciprocal meiotic recombination. The transcript is spliced from 9 exons. Gene Ontology annotation, cellular component: nucleus. Gene Ontology annotation, molecular function: ATP-dependent chromatin remodeler activity; DNA translocase activity; ATP binding. Lineage: Eukaryota; Metazoa; Chordata; Actinopteri; Cyprinodontiformes; Rivulidae. The coding region runs from base 1 to 1827 and encodes 608 amino acids. The record is from RefSeq and is a predicted model, not a curated record.
AUGCGGCGCUCAGGAGCUCCCAGUCAACUUUUUGGCAAUGCAAUGAAAAAACCUCGAUUUGUACCACCUGGGGCAUCUGGUUCAUGUUUUGUGCCUGAACCGAAGCCUCUGACGCCGAAAUCUGUUCCAUGCAACGCGCUGGAUAAGAUCCAGAGGAACAUUUCAACACCAGUUGUGAGUAAAUCAACUUUUAAUGUCCAGACCAAAACAAGCCAGCCUGCUCCAGCUGUUUCCAACGUCCUGGCUCGAGUUCUCGGCGCUACAGAUAGUAAAGAAAACGAAGCUGAGACGAAGUAUCAAAACUCUGAAUCAGAAGAUCGCACAGAGAGCAAAAAUGCAGCAGGAGUAAAUGAAAGUCCUCAGUGGGAUCCUGGUUCUCCUCGGACCCCUCUGCCUUCUGCAGGGUCAGAACGAGUCUGUGAAGCUUCAGGCCCAGCCCCUGGCUGUGUUCAGGAUGGCGUGCGUUACUUCAGUGUGGUGUGGUGUAAAGCCAGUAAGAAGAAACAUAAGCGCUGGGAGGGGGAUGCAGUGCUGGUCACAAGAGGACGCUCGGUCGUACUCAAAGACAUGGAAGGGAAGAAUAUUGGAACGGGCAGUGGCUACAAGAUGUCACAGCUGGCCUCGCUGUCUGAAGGAGAAACACUGAUGAUUGGAGGAAAAGAGGUAGAGGUGAUGGGAAUCAUUUCUGCUGAGGACUUUGCUAAAGGCCGAUGUUUCCAGGAUGUCCAAAUAGAUCAAGUGGAGUCGUGCACAAAGUCCGCUCCGCCGCCUUCUCAUCGCUUGGCUUCUAAACCUUUCAGUCCACCUACAAUGUUGGGCAGAGCAGGGCAUCCAGAAACAAAAGCAGAAGAGGAACAAGUCUACAAUCCUCGUCACAACCCACAAGCUCCAGGUGCACUAGUGAUGCCUCACCCCUCUUCCAACCACCAGUGGCUUUAUAAUAAAUCAGGGCUUCCUGUGGUUGACGUUGUGGUUGAUCCACACCUGACCACACAUCUGCGGCCUCACCAAAGAGAAGGCAUCCUUUUCCUCUACGAGUGUGUUAUGGGCUUGAGAGCCGUGGGUCGUUAUGGCGCCAUCCUGGCUGAUGAGAUGGGACUGGGAAAGACUCUCCAGAGUGUGGCAUUGUCCUGGACGUUGCUCAAACAGGGGCCUUACGGUGGGAAACCAGUGACAAAACGCGUCCUUGUGGUUACACCUGGCAGCCUUGUGCAGAACUGGAAAGCUGAGUUCACCAAGUGGCUGGGACGUGAGAGGAUCAGUGUUUUUACUGUGGAUCAGGAUCACAGAAUAGAGCAGUUUGUGUUGUCCCCUCUACACAACGUGCUUGUGAUCAGCUAUGAAAUGCUGCUGCGCUGCCUGGAGCAGGUACGACAUGUUCACCUUCUUGUUACAGGAGUUAAGUGCACCCUCGAGGAGCGGAUAUUUCAGAGGCAGGUGUCCAAACAGGGCCUGUCAGGGACUGUUGUUGACCUGGGGAAAGGAGCAGAGCACACAAGUUUCUCCACAAAUGAACUCCAAGAUCUGUUCAGCCUGACAGACACUCCGUGCUUGACUCACGACCUGCUGAACUGCGGCUGCAACAUGGACGGUUCUGUCAGCGAAGUGGUGGUGGAAGAGGUGGAGCAGGUUUCUCACAGACCUUGCCAGCUCGGUCGUCAAGGGGACCGCAAGGAGGCAGCUCAGAAGCAUCUGAGCAUGUCUGAGCUCAUGCAGUGGAGACACUUUUCUGGAGACACACACACCUUCUCAGACCCUUACCUGGAUCACGCUCGAAGCCACAUCACCUUCGCUUUCCAGACCACCAUCUCUCACACAGAUCAGUAA